AUGUACAACACGCCGCGCGUAGUCGGCGCCCUGCGGUUACUCGCCAACAGCUUCACCCCAACGGAACUGAACGAGAAAGGGCAUGCACUUUACCUCGAGUUCCGACCGGACGCACAGUGGGGCAAGAAUGGUAGGGUGGAUUAUGACACCAUCUUGGGUCUGAGGAAGGCUGAGGCUCAUCGAGAACACCCCCUCGAGGAUGUUAAACCUCCUAUUCAACAGGAGGCGCUCCCAGGUCCAGCAGACGGGCAAGACAAUGGACCAGAGCACAAGAGGGCGCGUGGUAUGACACUCGAAGAAUAUGAGGAAAUCCUGGACGCGGACGACACGUUCAAUGGUGUUGACCCGGACGCCCUGGCCGCUCCGCAUUAA
This is a messenger RNA of Sparassis crispa, 372 nucleotides long. RefSeq lists its product as hypothetical. The transcript has a single exon. The coding region runs from base 1 to 372 and encodes 123 amino acids. The record is from RefSeq and is a predicted model, not a curated record. Lineage: Eukaryota; Fungi; Basidiomycota; Agaricomycetes; Polyporales; Sparassidaceae.